This is a messenger RNA of Diatraea saccharalis (sugarcane borer), 4120 nucleotides long. The record is from the annotation of a GenBank genome assembly. Lineage: Eukaryota; Metazoa; Arthropoda; Insecta; Lepidoptera; Crambidae.
GUGUAUCAGUCGUGUCAGAAAAUGGUGGUAUUGUGUUAAAUAUGGCGAAUAUAGCGAGUCCUUUACCAUAUCUUGUGAAGAGAGAAUAUGGUUUCGUGCCAGAAUUCAAGUCGCAUUUGUUUACCAAACGUUUAAACGCUGCAAAAAAUUUAUAUCGGAGAGAUUUAGUGUGUCAUUUUGGAUGUGUUAACGCCAUCGAGUUUUCUAGCAAUGGCGAAUUGCUCGUAUCAGGUGGUGAUGACAGGAGAGUUAUGCUUUGGCAGUUUGGCCAAGCACUUCUCGAUCAUGGCAAAGAACCAGAGCAGAUGAAGAGCCUUCAUCAUUCCAAUAUAUUUUGCCUUGGCAUUACUAAUGAUAAUCAAAAGAUUUAUUCUGGAGGAAAUGAUGACACGGUUAUUGUCCAUGAUUUGGAAAGUAAAAGCCCAUUGGAGGUUUUACAACAUCAGAGGGCGGUAUGCAGUCUCAGCAUUGAUCCGUUCAAUUGUCGUGUUGUUGCCACAGCUGGUAAUGAUGGACGACUGUUGCUGUUUGAUACAAGGCAAUCUGUACAUGAGUCGCUUGUCAUAUCGCGUAGCCGGAAAGCGUUCCACGGUGUGAUGUUUCACCCACAACAAGUUGGGAUGGUCGUUUCGGCAAACGCGAGAGACGGCGUCGCCUUGUGGGACCUGAGAUCUCCUAAACACCCUGUUCUACGCUACGUGGGUAAUAACGGCACUACACAGAACUGCAUGAGCGUUCGUUUCAACUCAGCCGGCACUCACAUAUUAGCGUUACGUCGCCGUCAGGCACCGGUCCUAUAUGCCGUGCAUUCGCCAGACCCUGUUGCAGAGUUCUACCAUCAGGAUUAUUACAAUUCUUGCACGAUGAAAAGUUGCUGUUUCGCCGGGGAAGGCGAUCAGUUUGUGAUGUCUGGAUCUGAUGACUUCAAUCUGUAUAUGUGGAAAGUUCCUGAUGUAGGCGAAUCAGAUAUGGUUGUCGAACCACCGCAUAUAGUGUUGUACGGUCACAGGUCGAUAGUGAAUCAAGUGAGAUAUAAUCCCCGUUACUGUCUCAUUGCAUCCUCUGGAGUGGAGAAGAUUAUCAAGGUGUGGUCAGCUUUGGAGUAUCCGCAAAUGAGAGGUUCGUUGUUGGAAGAAGCACAAGGGUCAGAUAAUCCACGCGAAAUAUACAGUCAUGAGGACUAUGUCUCCCUUGUGCAUCAUAGUGGACAGUAUAUCUCACACAAUUACGUGGAGCAGUCUACCAGCGAAGAUCCCCGUAUGAUGGCAUACUUCGACUCGCUAGUGCAACGCGAACUGGAAUGUCUGGCGGAAGAGACCGAUUCACUGGAUGGCUCUAGCAGUUGCCGAUCGCCUCACAACGAUACAGACUCAUCAGACAGCGACCAGAUCGUCGUCGACUUUCUGCCGUUGCCGAUUAAGCGAACAAAUCAAAAUGGAGCUAGGAGUCAACGGUGCCCUAAUAGACUAGCCCGAUUAGUGGCCACAGCAUCACGGUAUUCCAAAAAUUUACGAUCUCACAAAAGAGGAUCUCUCAGACGCAGCAAGCAGUCUCGCACAUCGAUGAGCAAAUCUAGCGGCAAGUGCGUGAGCGGUGCCGGUAAGCGGACCGAGCGCUCCGAGCGAUCCGAGCGCUGCGAGCGCCGAGCGCGCGGCCCCCGCAGGCCGGCGCCGCGCACGCGCGCCCGCCCCGUGCUGUCCAGCGAGCGGACUGACUCCGAUGAACCUAGGCACUGCCUAUACACCAAUACCGGACGAGUGAGCCAAAUAAUAACGCCAACUCGGAGACGUAUCAAUCUAACGCGGACGUCGAAAAGGAAAAGUAAAGUCACUAGUUAUAGGAAAAUCAUUAGUAGUUUAAGGAAUAAUGAGACUUCGUUAGCUCAUGACAGUAGUGAUAAUAAUAAUUUUAAUAACUUUGAUAAUGAAGAAAAUUUAGCACUGCCGAGCACUAGUACAGGAUACAGGGGCCAAAGUUCUUCAGCACUUUUUCGGAUAGCUGAAGUAGAUUCCGACGACGACCAAUCGGCGGGCAGCCAGCCGAUAUCGCCGAGAAAUCAGAACGGCAGCCAGAGCAUUCCCACUAACCUCGUUAGCAUAGUUCCCACGCCGAUCAACGGAUCUCGCGACUCGAUCGGAGACUCGCUGCGAAUGGAUCCGCCAGAAUCCGAGAGUAACAACUCCUCGCCGCCGCCAGAGAGUAGACUCAGGAUGACCUUGAGACGAGUGAGAAGGAACGGUCGGCUCAGUUUGCAUCGUUCAGAUUCGAGUGAAUCGCCACCGCCUAAGGAGGCAGUGGAACGUGCGACUACUUCGAUAGCUGAGCGGCUUUCACCAAAUAUGGGGCACAAUAGGACGGUAGCGAGGCUCAUGAACGAAACUAAUGAGAGUGAAUUGGAGAGUAGCUGUAGUACAGAGAGUAGUGUUUGGCCGAUUCCGGACACUUUGGGAACUCCGGACAGCGGUGUGGGUACCGUAGUAGGGAGCAGUACACGGGCGUCUCGUCCGCUCGUCGACGAUGUAUCCGACGACCCGGAAUACCAAACGCUCAAAUUCAGACAGCGAGUGAAAAAGGCCCGACGCAACUAUAGAAAUCACAUGGAUUCGGAUUCCAACUGAACUGAUAUUUAUAUGCGAUAUAUAGAUAGAUAUUACUGAUUGUGUCCUAUACCCAUAUACUGAUAUUUUACGGAUUUGUGGGCGUGGUCUCGGUUGGCAUGAGCCAGCGUCUUGAUUGAACGGAAUUGUUCUAUAGUAACGUUGGCGGGGACGUCUGUAACGGUAACAUCACAUAGUUAUAGCUGUUGAUGUGAUCCCUCUGAAUAUACUUUUCAGAUGAUGCCACUAUAUUUCAUUUAGAUAUUAAGAUCGUGUUUUACACAUAAAUGAAGAAAAACUUUUGAACGGGGAAUAUUACAUUCGCUAGCGCAUAUAGAAAACAAUUCUUUUUGAACAUUUGUCUUUUGGAAAUGAAUCAUUCUUUUUCUUCUUACAUCCAAAUAUACAGUAAUGAUGUAUUAUUGGAUAAAAUUAAACUCUUUCUAAUUAUGAAUCUAAAAAUAUGCAGUUCCUACUGUGCACAAUAUUACUUUAUUCUGUAGACAAAGAGUAGCCUGUGAAUGACGUUUGUCGUUAAAAAAAAAACUGUACCAUAUGCGCUAGUGCUGCAAUCUGGCGACAAAAAGAUGCAUUAAUAUGUCCUAUGCGCAUUUUCCUUGCCUGGUUCACUUUCAAUGGUCGACAGGGUCUGCAUGUAGAAUUUGGACUAAUUCUGUGCCUCAUUUUCGUUGAUCAGUUAUUGGUUGCCAAAAAAAUGUGCCUGAAGAAAUCGCGGGCACUCUGCAUGAGGGCCCUUUUGACUAAUUUAAAUGACCCAUAUCGCAAUGUUAACUAUGAUCGUUUGAAUUGUGGAUGAUGUGAGUAGUUGACUUUUUUCAAAACACAACCCAAUGAAAAGUAUCUUUUAUGACAUCGUGCAGUUGACAGCACAUUGAAAAGGGCGAAUUUUUCCAAUCGUCUUCAAUCCUUAAUUUAUAUACUGUUAAAUUGAAAGUUGAUUGUUGGAUUUUGGUAUUUUGUAGUUCCUAGUAACCUACACUAGGUUAUUAGGAACUACUUGGAACUUUUGUUUGAAUAAUGUUGUACCAUUGUGACAUUAUUAAAUCUUAAUACCAUUAUCGAGGCAUCCCACACAGUGUCGGCGGGACCGGGUGUUAAAAAUGAUGUGCGUUAUAAUCUAACUAAAUACGUAUUAAACUAAUAUAUUGAUUGUUUUUAAAAACACGGCACGUAAUUUCGCGCAGUUUUUGGUAUACUGCGUUACCAUGGUAACAUGCGGCAUCUUUCUACAGCGCAGUCGCCAUUUUGGUCCAAUUAAUGUAUCGGUCAUUAUAAACAUGUGCAAUUAUAUUUUUAUUCGAAGUCUACUGUUUUUUUUAUAUAAGUAGGUAGUGGCAUCAUAUGUAGAGGCUUAUUCGGUUUGCAUUUUGUACAGUAUAGAUAUUAUGUAAUUAUUGAAUAUAGAGAUAUAUGUGAUCCAUUAUUAUAAUUAUAAUCGUCUAAAUUAGUUCUGGGAUAAAUGUUCCAUGGAAAAGCUGUAAAGGUAAAUAAAUUGACAUGAU